AUGUGUGGAGGAGCUAUUAUCUCUGACUUCAUUCCGGCGGCGGUCGCGGCUAAGUCUCGCCGGCUCACCGCCGAUUACCUAUGGCCGGAUUUGAAGAAGCAGACGUCAGAGGUCAUCCACUUGGACGAUGACUUCGAGGCUGAUUUUAGGGAAUUCAAGGACGACUCCGACAUCGACGACGACCACCAAGUCAAACCCUUUUCUUUCUCCGCCUCUUCUCCUCGACCUUCGGCAGUGAAUUCUGUGGCAUUCAAAGGUCGAGCUGAGAAGUCUGCAAAGAGAAAGAGGAAGAAUCAAUAUAGGGGAAUUCGUCAACGUCCUUGGGGAAAAUGGGCGGCUGAGAUCAGGGAUCCAAGAAAGGGCGUUCGUGUCUGGCUUGGAACCUUCAACACUGCUGAAGAAGCUGCAAGAGCUUAUGAUGCCGAAGCGCGGAAGAUUCGUGGCAAGAAAGCCAAGGUGAAUUUCCCUGAGGAAGCUUCUGUGAAACGUUCUGACCUAAAUCCACAGGGAAAGCACAAGACUGUUCAAUCCAAUGUCCACAAGUUCAAUGCUGGUAACAAUCAGAAGGACCUUUGUUGUCCUAUGGAUCUGGUGGAACAGAAACCACUACUUAACCAGUUUGCUAACAUGGGGUCCUUCCCUGGCAGUGGAAAUGGGCUCAGUUCCCUUCCUUCGUCUGAUGAUGUGACCCUUUUCUUCAGUUCCGAUCAGGGAAGUAAUUCAUUUGAUUAUUCUGAUCUUGGGUGGGGUGAACAGGCCCCUAAAACUCCUGAGAUCUCAUCCAUGCUUUCUGCUCCUUUGGAUUGUGAUUCUCAUAUAAUACAGGAUGCCAACCAGCAGACUAACUCUCAGGAUGUGGUAUCUAUGCAAGAUGAUUCUGCCAAGACACUGUCUGAGGAGCUUGUGGAUAUUGAAUCUGAGUUGAACUUCUUUCAGAUGCCUUAUCUUGAAGGGUGGGAUGAUACUUCAUUGGAAUCUUUGCUAUCUUGUAACACAACCCAGGAUGGUGGAAACCUGAUGAACUUUUGGAGCUUUGAUGACAUUACUAAAAUGGCUGGCGGAGUUUUCUAA
This is a messenger RNA of Sphenostylis stenocarpa, 1071 nucleotides long. The record is from the annotation of a GenBank genome assembly. NCBI's taxonomy places the organism in Eukaryota, Viridiplantae, Streptophyta, Magnoliopsida, Fabales, Fabaceae.